Messenger RNA from Procambarus clarkii (red swamp crayfish), 822 nucleotides. NCBI's taxonomy places the organism in Eukaryota, Metazoa, Arthropoda, Malacostraca, Decapoda, Cambaridae. The record is from RefSeq and is a predicted model, not a curated record.
AUGACAAUCCCUCCAAGACCACCCCUCCAAGACCACCCCUCCAAGACCUCCCCUCCAAGACCUCCCCUCCAAGACUCCCCUCCAAGACCACCCCUCCAAGACCUCCCCUCCAAGACCACCCCUCCAAGACCUCCCCCUCCAAGACCUCCCCUCCAAGACCUCCCCUCCAAGACCUCCCCUCCAAGACCACCCCUCCAAGACCUCCCUCCAAGACCUCCCCUCCAAGACCUCCCUUCCAAGACCACCCCUCCAAGACCUCCCUUCCAAGACCACCCCUCCAAGACCAUCUUCCAAGACCAUCUUCCAAGAACAUCUUCCAAGAACAUCUUCCAAGACCAUCUUCCAAGAACAUCUUCCAAGACCAUCUUCCAAGACCAUCUUCCAAGAACAUCUUCCAAGAACAUCUUCCAAGAACAUCUUCCAAGACCAUCUUCCAAGAACAUCUUCCAAGACCAUCUUCCAAGAACAUCUUCCAAGAACAUCUUCCAAGAACAUCUUCCAAGACCAUCUUCCAAGAACAUCUUCCAAGAACAUCUUCCAAGAACAUCUUCCAAGACCAUCUUCCAAGAACAUCUUCCAAGACCAUCUUCCAAGAACAUCUUCCAAGACCAUCUUCCAAGAACAUCUUCCAAGAACAUCUUCCAAGAACAUCUUCCAAGACCAUCUUCCAAGAACAUCUUCCAAGAACAUCUUCCAAGACCAUCUUCCAAGAACAUCUUCCAAGAACAUCUUCCAAGAACAUCUUCCAAGACCAUCUUCCAAGAACAUCUUCCAAGAACAUCUUCCAAGACCAUCUUCCAAGAACAUCUUCCAAGACCAUAA